This is a messenger RNA of Radiomyces spectabilis, 1162 nucleotides long. RefSeq lists its product as uncharacterized. The record is from RefSeq and is a predicted model, not a curated record. Lineage: Eukaryota; Fungi; Mucoromycota; Mucoromycetes; Mucorales; Radiomycetaceae. Gene Ontology annotation, molecular function: protein binding. The transcript has 4 exons. Bases 179 to 793 code for a protein of 204 amino acids.
CUGCCUUGCUUUCGCUUGCAAUCCACUCAUUUUAAUAUCUUCAUUCACGGCACCAAUGCUAAAGCGGUUCCAGUGCUUAUUCACCCGAAGCGAUCCGGGUUGGUCUUCCGAAUUGAAUACCCAACUCCAGCCUUCCACGGAUUGAUAUAGGCUGUGGGAACCGCCAUCCGAAUUAAAGAUGGAUCAGGGAGCAAUAAUUGGAUCCAGUGGUCGUCGGUGUUACGACGCUUUUGCGGAUCCUCAAGUGGACCAACAUGUGCAGAAGGGUAUUGAAUACCACGAAUCAGGAGAACUUGAAAAGGCGACCCAUCAUUUUCGAUUAGCAGCCAAACAAGGAUCACCCAUUGGUAUGUUCCUUUACGGGAUCUCCUUGCGUCACGGUUGGGGUUGUCGACUGAAUGGAGCAUUGGCUUUUCAAUAUCUACAAAAGGCGGCAGAACAUGCGGUGGAAGACUUGUUACACAGUGAUUAUGCAUUAGCGUCCAAGGGUGAAUUGAUUAUGGCUAUUUACGAACUGGGAGUUUCUUUUCAACAAGGAUGGGGCGUGGCCAAGAACAAAGAAACCGCCUUUUAUUACUUCAAAAUUGCGGCGGAAUUAGGCGAUGCCGACGCUCAAAACGAUACAGCUCAUUGUUUCUAUCAUGCUCAGGGAACAAAAAAGGACAUGUUCCAAGCAGCUAAAUAUUAUCGAUUGGCUGCAGCACAAGGUCGAGGAUUGCUCGGAAACUCGUGGAUCUUCAAAUCAAAAUACGAUCCGCAGGUUGGAUCGUCAUCAUCCUCAUCUACUUUAUGAUAAAUAGUAUACAGCAUUACAGAAAUUCGUCAUGUAGGUCGCUGGUUCGACUGCAAAGAAAAAACAAAAAAUGAGAAGCUUUUUCAAUAAAGGGACCUGUUUCGAUUGAUAAUAAUAUUGUAGGGUGGAUGCUAAUGAUAAAAGCUGAAGCGAGCUUGAAAAAUAGGUAUGAUGACAAAGGGAUGAUAUGCGAAUAAAAGAAAUAGAAUGUUUGGGUUGCCAAAGCAAUGUGGCGUGUAGCUUGCGUAAAAUUGGUCGCUAGUUCUCGGUUGUUGCUUCGUGCCAACAAACAUACAAUCAAAUGCAUUCCAGGGUUAUGCAUCCGCAUCUGAAAAUUGAAUUAGUGGACCAUUGUAACCUCUCUAUCCA